ACUGAAAUAAAUGGACAGACUGUGAGAGGAGCGAGAGGAGGUAGAGAAGACAGUACUAGACUAGGCUGGGGUGAAAAAUAAGAAGGGCACCAAAAGAGGGAGGUGGUGUGUGUAUGUAUAUAUGUGUGUGUGUGAGAGAGAUAGAGAGAGAGUGUGUGCCAGGUUGAGACUGCAGACUGAGUACGUAGGUCCCUGAGAGCAGCAGCACAGGAAGAGGGGAAGGUGUUUUGGCUGAGAGAGCAGAGCACUGCGUAUGGAGAGCGAUGUUAUCGUGAGACUCAGAGGGCUGAAGCAGUGUGUGUGUUUGUGCAAGGAAGUAUAGCCUAAUGUUUAUCUUUAGUAUGUGCAUCAUCAUGGUUCUGUUUUGAUACAUGCAUGGGGUUGUCGAUUGUUUUCAGUGAGGUUUAUGCUGUGCAUUUAUGCUUUGUCAUUAAGUCAGUGCUAAGUUAGUGCUAAACUCUGAUGCUGUAUUUAAGGCCUAGUGGCAUUUGAGUAGUGUGUAUGUUUGUGUGUGUCAGAAUUCUGAUCAGGCUGUGCACCGCUCUAUGGUCUAUGGAUCCUUCCUAGCUCUAUCGAUCGUCAGCUCUGAGCCUGAUGAAGCGUUAUUUCUGUCCCUGUUUCAGCUUACUGGUGAGUCAGGACUGGAGUAAGAGCGAUGAGAGACUACUGCAGGCUGUAGAGCAGAACGAGCCUGAGAAAGUAGCUGCCCUGAUUGUGAAGAAGGGACUUUGUCCCACCAAACUGGACGUGGAGGGAAAGUCAGCGUUCCAUCUCUGUGCGUCUCGGGGUCGUCUGGACUGCUUGGAGGUCAUCCUGGCUCACGGGCCAGACAUUAACGUGACAGAUGGUACAGGCUUCAGUGCCCUUCACCUAGCAGCCAAMAACUGCCAGCCUGAGUGCCUGAAGAGACUAUUACAGGAGAGAUUGCCUGUAGACUCCACAGACAGCUUUGGCCGGACAGCUUUGCAUCACGCAGCUGUGAGCGGCUGCUUGUCCUGCACUGAGACUCUGUGGGACUUCAAAMCCAGUCUGGAUACCCAGGAUGGGGAUGGGGUGACCGCGCUGAUCCUAGGAGCCCAGAUGAGCAGAGUGGAGCUGUGUGCUUUCCUGUUGGACCGAGGAGCCAAUCCCAACAUACAGGACAGCCAGGGCAGGUCAGCCCUGAUGCUGGCCUGUGAGAGUGACAGUGCAGAGACUGUGGAGGCGUUGCUAAGGGGAGGGGCUAACCCACAUCUGUCCGACGCCCUCGGACACCACGCAGCCCACUACGGCGCAACCGCCGGCAACCAGCGCAUCGCACAGCUGCUGCAAAACAGAGCUCCAGCCACUGAGGGCAAUGGAGAAGAGGUAACUUACCACUCAUCAUUUAUUUUUCAUUUUCACUCACUACACGUACAUGUGAAAACAUAGCCAGUAUUACUGAAUUGUACAUAAUAGACUUUAUGACAUAGGAACGAACACCAACUUCUUAUCACAUGUUCAAUCUACAACAACAACUUUUGAACAACAACAGCUGAAGUAACAUCUCACAAGGAAAACACGUAAAAAUCUCAUUACAAGACAUUUUAGGCUACAGUACUGCUUGCUUUGUUUUGGACCUUGCGGCUCCUCUCCUCCUGCUUUCCCCUGUUCCUUCUGUUUGUUUGUGCCUCCAGCGACAGCCUCCUCCUCCCCCUCCUCUACCAGGGGGUACGACCCCCCGCAAGAGGAAAGCCCCCCCCCCUCCGCGCUCCCCUCCCCAGGUAU
Messenger RNA from Salvelinus sp. IW2-2015, 1746 nucleotides. Lineage: Eukaryota; Metazoa; Chordata; Actinopteri; Salmoniformes; Salmonidae. The record is from RefSeq and is a predicted model, not a curated record.